AUGCUCGAUUGGAGAUCCUUCUGGAUCGACGAGCGAUAUUGUCGCUGCCAACCACACGAGCCCUGCUGGCCACGCUCGGAGGAAUGGGCAGGCCUCAACGCAUCGCUGAAUGGGGUAUUGUCAUCCGUACGACCGGUGGCUUCUGUUUGUCACGACCCCACUUUCAAUGAAACCGCCUGCACCGAAUUGCAUCAGCUCGCAGUCGAUAGUGGGUGGCGAGCCGCACAAGCAGGCGCAUUACAACAUUGGGUGUGGGAAACAGGCACGGGGAACAAUGAGAGCUGCUUAGUGGGAUCGCCGAGGGGGGAGAUCUGCCAUCAGGGCCAGAUCCCACUCUAUUCGGCGGCGGUGGAGUCUGCGCAAGAUGUGCAGCAGGUGGUCCGAUUCGCCAAUGCUCAUCGACUCCGCAUUGUGGUCAAAAAUACCGGACAUGACGGGGCCGGACGCUCCGCGGCUGCAGCCGCGGUGCAAAUUCACAUGCAUCGGCUUCAAAACAUCACCUAUCAUGAAGACUUCCUAGUGAGUGGGGUACCCCGUGUUGGCGCCGGCCGGGCUGUCACUAUCGGAGCAGGGGUCAUGCAUGGUCAGCUCUACGCUAGUGGCGCUCUCCAGGGAUUCCUGGCUGUCGGUGGAGAAUGCCCCACCGUCGGAGCUGCCGGUGGAUUUCUACAGGGAGGAGGAGUAUCAAGCUUCUUCAGUUACGCGCACGGACUGGCUGUGGAUAAUUUAUUGGAGCUGCAGGUGGUCACGGCUGAUGGCAAGGUAGUGAUCGCCAAUGAUCACCAAAACCAAGACCUCUUCUGGGCAAUGCGAGGGGGUGGCGGUGCCACUUUUGGAAUUGUUCUUCAUGCCACCCUGCGAGUUCAUCCUGACAGCCCUGCUGUGGUGACCAGUAUCGCUCUCUCGGCGCCCCACAGCAAUGCUUCGGCUUCAGCUUCAGGGUCCUGGACUGCAGGGCUGACCAGCCUUCUGACCACGCUCCAAUCAAUGAACGCCGUCGCGCACACCCCCGGUCAACUAAUUGUAUCGCCUGCGUCCACGACAGUCCUCCAAGCAACCCUGGACAUAUAUUCUCUCAAUACGAGCGAGGCAUCAGAGGACGUGGAGCAGCGCAUUCGUCACCACCUGUCCCCUCUCAAUUCCUGGAAGGACGUGUCUUACAACGUCACCUCGAAGGUCCUCCCGCGAUUGAGCUCGGCGCUUCGCACCGCCUCCGAUAUUUACCCCGACAACUAUGGCAUCCUGCAAGGAUCGAUGCUCGUCUCGAACCGGCUAUUCUUCUCCGCCGACGGACCGAGGCAGAUGGCGACGACCAUUGCGCGUCUCCCCAUGCAGCCGGGGGAUCUCCUGUUCACCAGCAAUCUCGGCGGCGGGGUGGCGGCCGCAGAUCCUGAUCCUCCGUUCAGCCAGACCGCAAUGCAUCCGGCCUGGCGGUCGUCGGCGCACUUGAUCACCUUCGUGCGGUCGGUGGAACCAUCGAUGGCAGGGAAGACAGCUGCCAUCGAAGAGCUCACUGGCGUGCAACUGCCGCUUCUCUACUCCCUGGAGGAGCCGGCCGCUCGCGUAUCCUACCUCAAUCUGGCUGCUCCAAGCGAGAGCCAAUUCCAGCAAGUCUACUGGGGAGAGCAGCACUACGCGCGUCUUGCUGCCGUGAAACGGAAGGUAGACAAGGACGGCUUGUUCUUUGCCCGGUUCGGAGUGGGCAGUGAGGAGUGGGAUGAAGACGGCACCUGUAGGUGGCCUGUCGGCCGGUUUGCACGGGUUAGGGCGGGCCUCGCUGCGUUUACGCAGAGAUUGGCAAUAUGGCAAUAG
Molecule: messenger RNA, 1812 nt
Organism: Aspergillus homomorphus CBS 101889
Lineage: Eukaryota; Fungi; Ascomycota; Eurotiomycetes; Eurotiales; Aspergillaceae
Gene: fgaOx1
Product: FAD-linked oxidoreductase easE
Exons: 3
Coding region: 1-1812 (603 amino acids)
Molecular function (GO): FAD binding; oxidoreductase activity
Source: RefSeq, a predicted model, not a curated record